AUGGUUUGUGGUCAUAGUGUUGUUCUACAUGGAACCUGUUGUAAAUGCGGAUCAGCUGUGGAUGAAAGCAAUAAACUUAUACCUUUCGAGUUCCUUGCCAAGGGCUUAAAACUGAGCCCUCAGUACGUUGGUUUUAUGAAGCGCCACACCAUGAUAAACACUUUGAAGGAGAAGAAGAAGCUUCACUUGAUCCUUAACCUACACGGCACACUCUACGACUACGGUCGAAUUUCUGCCUUGUCCGACAGAGAGAAGCAUCUGGUCGGAGAGGUCGAUUCAAGAGAUGAUCUUUGGCCGAUCACCGCACGGCACCAUCAGGGUUUGAUAAAGCUGCGCCCAUUUGUUCACGAGUUCCUACGUGAAGCAAACAAGUUGUUCACGCUACAUGCUUACUCGCUUUCCCCUUCCGACCACUCCGAUUAUAUGCUCAAGUUGCUUGAUCCGCAUCAAACCUACUUCGGCCGCCGCGUCAUCUGCGGCAGAGACACGUGGAUUAAAACACUUGACCUUGUCUUGGUCGACGAGCGCGUUCUUGUUAUCCUGGAUGAUCAAUGUUCAACUUGGUGGACGGACCACACUAACCACUUGCUUCAGAUCAUGACUUACCGUUAUUUCAAAAGACCCACCACGAGUGGAUCAUUGUUUGCAAAUCUUCUUAACCACAUUAAGAGAUACUUGUUCGGAUAUGAUUGCGACCAACUGGCUCCAAAAUCAUCUUACUCGGAGGAAGGUACAGAUGAAAGCGCAGAGGAUGGAGGAUUGGCCAAUGCUCUCAGAUUUCUUACGAAUCUUCAUCAACGCUUCUUUGACGGGGAAUAUAAAGACGUUAGGAUGUUGCUUCAGCCAUGA
Eruca vesicaria subsp. sativa (arugula) is the source of this 849-nucleotide messenger RNA. The record is from the annotation of a GenBank genome assembly. Lineage: Eukaryota; Viridiplantae; Streptophyta; Magnoliopsida; Brassicales; Brassicaceae.